Molecule: messenger RNA, 2184 nt
Organism: Girardinichthys multiradiatus
Lineage: Eukaryota; Metazoa; Chordata; Actinopteri; Cyprinodontiformes; Goodeidae
Gene: rbpjl
Product: recombination signal binding protein for immunoglobulin kappa J region-like
Exons: 13
Coding region: 326-1963 (545 amino acids)
Biological process (GO): regulation of transcription by RNA polymerase II
Cellular component (GO): nucleus
Molecular function (GO): DNA-binding transcription activator activity, RNA polymerase II-specific; RNA polymerase II cis-regulatory region sequence-specific DNA binding
Source: RefSeq, a predicted model, not a curated record
UCUUACUGUAGACAGAACUAAAGUACCAUCAUACUUUAUAGUUGAACUGAUCAGUUCACGGCUCAGAUGGACAUUUGGCAGAAUUAAACUAAUGAAUUUGGAAAUUCUGAAAUUAGAGAAACUGAUUCUUUGGCACAAGAACGUUUUUUAUUUUAGGUCUAAAGAAGAACAACAUCAAUAAGCGACUGAACCAAGAAGCUGAGGAAUAUCUUUCCUGCUCUACUGACAACCAUCAAACUGGAACCUAGAGUUAAGUCAUUAGCUGCCAACACAGAGAGACAAUGAACCUGAAGUGCACCCAGUCCUAAAUCAAGCAAAUGCUAUCAUGGAUAAAGUGGACAUUACAGAUGAUAAAAUGAAAGAAACGUCCAUGCAACAGGCGAGAUUAUCCCACGCAGACAUCGUUCUGCUACCCUCCUUCCCUCUGGCCCCCGAGCCGACAAACACGCUAACUCACCUGGGGACGCUGCUACCUGGACGCGACGCACCGCAGACCGGCGGAUGGGACAGGAGACUUGACCUCAGCUUCCAAGGCUGUCAGUUUCUGGGAGCACCGAGGGAGGCAAAACGGGAAACUCAUGCAGACCAGAGCAUCACCAUCCUGCAUGCCAAGGUUGCUCAGAAGUCUUACGGAAAUGAGAAAAGGUUUUUCUGCCCUCCUCCUUGCGUUUACAUCAGUGGUCAUGGAUGGAGAGUCAUGCAGGAUCAUUGGAAAGCAGGAGGUUAUGGGGAUUCAGUUUAUCGGAUAUGUGGUUACAUGUGUCUGGACAGCUCCAGUCAGUCACAGGCAGACACAUUCAAACUGCUCUUUGAUGAGCAGCCAAACUCAAGGCAGCUGUUUGCUUGUGCAAAGUCCCUCUUCAUCUCUGAUCAGGACAAGAGGAAGCAUUUCUGCCUGCUGCUGCGACUAUUUUUAGGCAACAGACAGGAAGUGGGUUCCUUCCAAAGCAGAAUGAUCAAAGUGAUCUCCAAACCUUCCCAGAAGAGACAGUCCAUGAAGAAUGCUGACUUGUGUAUAUCCUCCUGCUCCAAAGUGGCUUUGUUCAACCGUUUGCGCUCUCAGACGGUCAGCACUCGGUACCUCUCGGUGGACAGAGGAGCCUUCAUCGCCAGCGCCAGACAGUGGACCGCCUUCACCAUCACCAUGGUGGAUGACCAGCGUGCUGACCAGGGCGGGUUUGUGCUGAGUGAAGGCUUCAUCUGUUAUGGUUCUGUGGUCCAGUUAGUUUGCACUGAGUCAGGAGUUGCCCUGCCACCCAUGGUGAUUCGGAAGGUCAACAAGCAGCACGCCAUCUUGGACGUGGAUGAACCUGUUUCUCAGCUCCACAAGUGUGCCUUUCAGUUCAGAGACAAUCCCAAUGCUUAUCUGUGCCUAUCGAAUGAUACCAUCAUACAGUACCAGGCUCCGUCCAGCAAUCAGGACUCCAGCAGAGUGGUGCUAAACGAUGGAUCCUGCUGGACCAUCAUUGGUGUGGAAGUGGUUGAAUUCACCUUCAAUCAGGGAUUGGCCUCCAUUGAGACUCCAGUUAGUCCUUUCCCUGUUAUCACUGGUUUGGAGGUGAACGGUGGAGGACAUGUUGCCAUGCUGGAAAUUCAUGGAGAAAACUUCAGCCCUCACCUCAAAAUGUUGUUUGGCAACAGCGAGGCUGAGACGAUGUUCAAGUCUCCCAAAUCUCUGCUCUGCGUCAUUCCUGAUGUCUCGACUUAUAGUGACAGCUGGCGCUGCCUACGUCGCAUUAUCACCCUUCCUUUAUCCCUCAUCAGAACUGAUGGCCUCAUUUAUCGUACAUCCUACAGCUUCACCUACACCCCGGAGCUCCACCUGCCUCCAUCUGUCCGAGGAGCAGCAGGAGGCAGAGAAGGAAGGGCAGGCGGAGGCCAGGAGGAUGAGGAGGACAUCCUGUUAGAAACAAUUCACCAGGAGUUCACCAGAACUAAUUUUCACCUCUUCAUGCAGAGUUAAACACUUUGUUUAUGGUUAUAUUGUCAUCAGGUAAAUGUUUACUUCAGUUAUGUUUAAUAUCAUGAAGCAAAGAAAUAAGGCAUGCAUUCCAGUCCAAUUAAAUGGAAUCAAUUACUGUACAUGUUGGAGUCUUUUCUAGACAUAUUUCUUUCCUGCAUAAAUAUAUUUUUAACAAGGGUGUCCUAAUGAGGCUUUUACUUCAUUAAAAUCCCUAUCAUGUA